CGGAGCAACCAAAUUCUUAGUCUUGUAACCGUUGAUUUAACGCCAGACAGCUUUUUCUUCGCUUGGGAUUUAGAAUGGCGUUAAUUUUGUUCUCGAGGUCUCGGAUUCCGUUUAUGAAAUCAUCCAGGUCGAUAAAGAACGACCUCAGAAAAGGAAAGCUGAAAGAAGUCACCUGCUUUAGUUGUACUGCACAACGCCUGGCUACAAACAGUCCUGAGAUUCUCAGAGGCAGUUUGGGAGCUCAGACGGUCUCUCUCAGGCUCCAUCCUGACCAUUCAUAUGCACGUCACUGCUCACUGAACAGUCCAUCUCGUCCUUACUGUGCCGUCCUGAUACCCAACUGUAUUGCACUAGGCCACACCCAUGCUGUCUCUCAUUGGACAGUUGCACGGUGGAUUCACACCUCAAGCUCUCUUUGUGACGACUCCAAAGUGGAGCGUUCACUGCGUUCACUAAAAGAUAGAAAUAAAAAGCUAGAGGAGGGAGGACCCAUCUACAGCCCUACUGUGGACACGGAGAAAGUGCGGCGAACGCUAGGGCAACGCGUGAUUGACGAGGUGAAGCACUAUUACCACGGAUUCCGACUUCUGUGGAUUGAUACAGCCAUCACCGGACGUAUGCUUUGGAGAGUGCUGAAUGGACACGCUCUGUCGCGAAGAGAGAGGAGACAGUUCUUAAGGACGUGUGCAGACUUAUUCCGACUUCUGCCUUUUCUGGUAUUUAUCAUCGUUCCGUUUAUGGAGUUCCUGCUUCCUGUUGCUCUGAAGCUUUUCCCCAACAUGCUGCCAUCCACCUUUGAGACAAAGUCUAAGAAGGAAGAGAGACUGAAGAAGGAGCUGAGAGUGAAGCUGGAGAUGGCGAAGUUCUUACAGGACACAGUGGAGGAAAUUGCACUCAGAAACAAAGCAGACCAAGGCAACGUGACUGAGGAGUUUUCUACUUUCUUCCAGAAGAUCCGGGACUCGGGUGAGAGGCCCAGCAAUGAGCAGAUCAUCCGAUUCUCCAAACUGUUUGAGGAUGAACUGACCCUAGACAACCUGACACGGCCGCAACUGGUAGCUCUAUGCAAGCUACUGGAGCUGCAGCCCAUCGGCACCAACAACUUCCUCCGCUUCCAGCUGAUCAUGAAGCUUCGCUCCAUCCGUGCUGAUGACAAGCUGAUAGCAGAGGAAGGAGUGGAGAGCCUGAAUGUGAAUGAGCUGCAAGCUGCAUGCAGGGUUCGAGGCAUGAGAGCUCUGGGAGUGACAGAGGACAGGCUUAGAGACCAACUCAAACAGUGGCUGGAGCUACAUUUGAACCAGCACAUCCCCACUUCUCUGCUACUGCUUUCAAGGGCUAUGUUCCUUCCGGACACUCUGUCACAUGCAGACCAGCUUAAAACCACACUGCAGACGUUGCCUGAGAUAGUGGCUAAAGAGGCCCAGGUGAAAGUGGCAGAGCUUGACUUCUCCAAGGUGGAUAACAAGACUAAACUGGAGACCAUGCUGCAGGAAGAAGCAGCUAUUCGCCAGGAGAACAGAGAGAGGGAGCUAGAGAGGCUAGCCGAAACUGCAGAGAAAGCCAAAGAACAGAAGGAGGAUGUGGAGGCUGACACGCGAGUCGACACUGAUCUUGCCGAUCUUGUCAGCGUAGAUGCGGCUAUACACUCGGAAUCUUUACGAGACACAGCACCAGUGCUGGAGGGUAUAAAGGGAGAGGAGAUCACUAAGGAGGAGAUCGACAUGUUGAGUGAUGCCUGCACCAAACUGAAGGAGCAGAAAAAACUCCUGACCAAAGAGAAGGAGGAGCUGGAGGAUUUGAAAGACGACGUGCAGGAAUACACUGAGGAUCUAGAGGAGAUAAAGAAAGAGCUUUCUAAAACUGGGCAGGAGAAAGAGGUGGAAGAGUCUACAGCCAGUAAACAUCUGUCAAAGCGGGUGAACCGCAUGAUCAGUCGCAUGGAUAAGAUCAUAAAUGAGUUAGAGAAAGACAAGCUGGUGCUGGAUGGACAGAUGGACAGUGCAACCACACCACCAGUUGGAUUUUUCUUUGAGAAAUGUAAUGACUUACAAAGGGAGAACCUGAUUAGCAUCAAUGAGCUCAUUGCUGUCAUGAGGCAGAUCCAGAGCAUUCCGGAGCACAAGCUGCUCAGCAUCGCUGACGCGCUGGAUGAAAACAAGGACGGCAAGAUAGACAUUGACGAUGUUAUCAAGGUGAUGGAGCUGAUCGAUAAGGAGGACAUAGACAUCGCCACUUCGCAAAUGGCGGAGAUCAUGUUGAUGCUUCAGAAAGAGGAGAAGCUGGUGGAAAAGGAGAAAGCUAAGGAGAAGGCUGAAAAGGAGCAGGCAGCUAAAGUGCAGCAAAACUAAGUUCAUCACCACAAGCUGCCAAUCAACUGGAACGCACAGAGGAACAACUGGUGCUGUAGCCACUGGUUUCAUACUUGAAAAAAAUAAGAGAAGUUAAAUUAUUUUAAUUUAAAAAAAUUGCUAAAAAAAUCCCAACAUUCGUUUCAACAUCUAACCAUCAGCUGGCAGCGAUGUCACGUCAUAUGUCAUGUGAACUUGGCUCACUGGUUUUUCUUUUGCACGUCGUCAUCAUUCCACUGCCACUGCUGGCAUUCGGAUUCAGUUAUUUUGUGUUAUUUUAUUUAAACCAGGUUCUUUUAAGUUGAAUUCAUUAGCAGACACCACUGAAUGUAGUGUAAUGUCUUGUGAGUGUGAUGUGAUGGCUUGUGAGCUGGCUUGUGAGUGUAAUUGUUUAGAAACCAAAGGUAAACCUAAACAAAGCUAUUACAGAACUCAAGGUUAAUAUGCAAAUGCUACAGACUGAACAUCAAGUCAUCUCGUUGAGUGAGCCUCAGUUAUGUGUAUUGGACUUUAUUUACUAAUUAUUCUGUUGUGGCCUUGAGUGAACAAACACACAUCUUUCCUGGUUUUACAAAAAUGACCUUUAUUGGUUAAGAGUUGGUCAGCUGAAAGUCCCUUUUACCCCUUGAUGGAGUCUUGUGGAUGGGUAUAAUACCUUUUCCACCAGAAAGAACCGGGUGCUGGUUCAGAGAUAGUGCUGGUGCUGGUUCAAAGUUGGUUCCAGUGGUGAGCCUUCUAAGAACUGGUUUGCCUUCCAUGGGCUAGAGAGCCAUCACGGAGCCAAGAGUUACUUCACUGUAUACGUGUCAUCUUUCUCAGCAACGUUAGCACUCAAACUGCCUUGGUGGAAAAGGGGCAUUUGUUUAUAUCUUUGUCUUCAGACAGGCAGCAGCCAAGGGUUAGAUGUCAAGCCUGACCACAGUAACCACCUGUAUUUAUGCAGCUUGUGUAUCUGCAUUUGGGCCUGAAUUUAUUGCACAUUAAAUCUAAUUAUAUAUUGUUUAAAGGGAGCAAGAUGUACUGAUUUUCAAUUGCACUAUCAUUAUUUAAAGCUUUUUUUUUACUAUUGUAAAGAACUAAUUUUAAAUUAGGCUCUGGCUCCGAACCAGCACUCAGGAAAAGGGGCAAAACUGCCUUGGUGGAAAAGGGGCAAAACUGCCUUGGUGGAAAAGGGGCAAAACUGCCUUGGUGGAAAAGGGGCAAAACUGCCUUGGUGGAAAAGGUGCAUUAGUGGACUAGUUAACCUUGGAACAAAUGCUAGCUUUCGACUCAUAAUUCAAUAGGCCGAACUUCUUUAUGGAACUGUUAGGUACUUGAAUUAUAAGUGUGUGUGAGAGAAAGAGAGAAGAUGGAGAAGGCUCUUUGCAGUGCAGACAUUAUUGGUGUGUCUAGGUCUCGGCUCAGACCCAGUAUGGUGAGGUAAAGUAAAAGUGUAUUAAACAUUAGUAUACUUAAGGUUCAUUAUCAAAUGCACUAACAGUAGCCCUGCCCACAGAACCUGAAGCAAGCGGUUCUUAAGUCUAGACCAGCAACGUUUUGGUGCUACUUAAGAACCGCUUUUCCUGGUUCAGAGCCGGUCGGUGCUUUGGGUUUCGAAAAAGAAAGAAAUUAUUUUAAAUUAGGCUCUGUUUCCUAACCAGCACUCAAAUUGCCUUGGUGGAAAAGGUGCAUUAGUGGACUAGUUAACCUUGGAACAAAUGCUAGCUUUAGACUCAUAAUUCAAUAGGCCGAACUUCUAUGGAAGCACUAUGGAGUGUGUGUGUGUGUGUGUGUGUGUGUGUGUGUGUGUGUGUGUGUGUGUGUGUGUGUGUGUGUGAAGAUGAAAUCUCUUUGCAGUGCAGACAUUGUUGGUGUGUCUAGGUCUCUGCUCAGACCCAUUAUGGUGAGGCCAGUCUGGGUACAGUCGCUUCAAGGACUGGGUAAACACUCGCACCAUAGAUGGACAGGGUAGCUAGCAGAUACAGACACACACAUUGUAUUAUGUCAGCAUAACAUAGUUGCACAGGGCACAGCAGACAGUGAAUACAUCACUUCUACUCCUAAACAUGUCAUAGAGAAAGAACAGAGUGUCUGACCUGAAAGCACCGCGUCUGUGUUGCAUCAGAGAGACAGACAGCUCUGUUUUGGAGUCCUGGUGCCUUUUUCACUGCCCCUUUACACCAGAAAGAACCGGGUCCUGGUUCAGAGUUGGUUCCACUGGCGAACCUUCUAAGAACCGGUUUGCCUUUCCAUGGGCUAGAGAGCCAUCACAGAGCCGAGUGUUACGUCACUGUAUACGUCUCGUCUUUCUCAGCAACGUUAGCGCAGCAGCGGCAAACACAACAACAAUGGCGGAUGUUGCUUUACUGUUAAUGCUCAUGGCUUUGCGAACCUACAUUGGCAUCCAAUCGCAGCGAAUCCAACGUGUACGUGCAGCUCCAUGUAAUUUGUAUAAACGUACAAAAGUACAUAACAUUAUUUUAUCAUUAACGCAGAAAAAAAAGUUUGCGUUAGUGUGUAGCUACCUACUAUCAUGUGUGCUGAUAAUUAAUACACUUUUACUUUACUGCAGCAUGAUCAAACAUUGGUAUACUAAAGGUACAUUAUCAAAGGCGAGAACAGUAACCCCUCCCCCAGCCCCAGUCACAGGCGCUAACAGUGUUACCCCAGGCCCAGCCCCUGAUGGUUCUUAAGUGUAGACCAGCAACGUUUAAAAACCACUUUUCCUGGUUCAGAGCCGGUGCUUUGGGUGUCGAAAAAGAAAGAACUCAUUUUAAAUUAGGCUCUGGCUCAGAACCAGCACUCAAACUGCCUUUCUUGGAAAAGGGGCAUAUCUUUGGCUUCAACCAGGCAGCAGCCAAGGGUCAGAUGUCAAGCCUCACCACAGUAACCACCUGUAUUUAUGCAGCUUGUGUAUCUGCAUUUGGGCCUUAAACCACAAUGAAUUUAUUGCACAUUAAAUCUAAUUAUAUAUUGUUUAAAGGGAGCAAGAUGUACUGAUUUACAAUUGCACUAUCAUUAUUUAAAGCUUUUUUUUUUAUUAUUAUUGUAUUGCAGUUGUGAUUCAGACUCAGGAAUAUUUGUGUAACAGACUGCAGGUUAGGAGAGAAGCAGGCAGGUGGAGGAUUUAACUGAAUGAGAGGUUGGGCAACUUUUGUCAAGUGGCUGGAGACUAUUUUUGAGUGAAUGACCCUAAUUUCCAGGAAAGAGUUGUUAUGGUAUGUCUCUACCCUGAAUGUGCACUACUGACCGACUGCUUUAAUAUACACUUGCUAAUUGUUGACCAUCCAACUGCGCGAAUUCAACAGUAGUAGAAUGACAACUAACUGAAAAGGAAGGGUGAAAUUCUGAAAAAACUAACUGCUUUAUAUUUCAUUCAGUGUUCAAUGAAUUCAAAACCAAUCAGAGUUUAUUUAAAAGAAGAAUCCAGAUCAAUAGAUUUAUUGUUAUUGAAAGUUUCAAAGUUCACAUGACCCCAAAACAAGUUAUUUUUAAAUCUCUGUAUUGGCUCUGUAAGAAUAUUAUCUAUAUAAUCACAGUUGGCAAUCAAUUGAAAACACAAAAAGCAAGUCAAGAUUACAUUAAAAAUCAUCAAUGUAUUUGUUCAAAUAUAGUCAUAAAUGUCACAGUACCUGUUGUUAAAAAGAUGUAUACAAGGUAGUUUUUUUUAUAUGCCUCUGUGUUACAACUGUACAAGCAUACAGUGGAUUGGCGUUUAGUGGUUAAAUUCAAUGAAUUUAUUUUCAUUUUACAGAGUUUACCAAUAUUUUAUCAAAGAAGGUAUGUAGCUUGAUAAUGGAUAGUUUUUUUUUUAUUAUUAUUUAAAUAAAAUUUAUUAAAAGAAGCACAAAAUAAUACCUUUUUCAUCAAAGGUAAGAUGAAUUUACUGAUACUGUUUAUCAAAACAUUAACAAUCUGAGUUUGGUUGUCUUAAAGUUUUUAAGUCAUAAAAUAUAUGGAAAUAUCUAGCUUUUCAUUUUGCCUUGACUGAUGCUUAUGUAUAAAUAUUCAUAUUCUGAAACGGGUCCUUCCAGUUUAAAUAAAAAGAAAUAAUAUGAUUCCUGGAAA
This is a messenger RNA of Tachysurus vachellii, 6395 nucleotides long. It is a transcript of the gene letm1, whose product is annotated as leucine zipper-EF-hand containing transmembrane protein 1. Bases 75 to 2348 code for a protein of 757 amino acids. The record is from RefSeq and is a predicted model, not a curated record. The transcript has 15 exons. Lineage: Eukaryota; Metazoa; Chordata; Actinopteri; Siluriformes; Bagridae. Gene Ontology annotation, cellular component: mitochondrial inner membrane. Gene Ontology annotation, molecular function: ribosome binding; calcium ion binding. Gene Ontology annotation, biological process: intracellular monoatomic cation homeostasis.